Molecule: messenger RNA, 6260 nt
Organism: Chara braunii
Lineage: Eukaryota; Viridiplantae; Streptophyta; Charophyceae; Charales; Characeae
Source: the annotation of a GenBank genome assembly
ACGGUAAUUUCCUUCUGACAGAAUCUUUUAUAUCAUCCGAAGGUUGCGGAUCAUUGGAGGUUCUGUGGCUCAGCAAGUCUCUGAGCUAAUUAUGUACACCCUUGGGAUAGUUUUUAUAAUGGCUGGGAUCUUUCAGUACGUUGAGCGGCGCAGUAAGGACUGUAAGCCUGGGGUCACCAACUCUGAGGGAUGUGUGAACUUUUAUCAGGCCUUUUACUUCAUAGUCACAACGGUUUUGACAGUGCAACUAGGAGACAUUACACCACAUUCUGAAUUGGGGCGUGAAGUGGUCUUGGCAACCAUCAUCAUAUCAUUGACAGUUAUUCCCCUUCAGAUCUCCAAAAUCUCGGACCUGGCUGCAAGGAGAGUAGGAACCCGGGGUGGUACCUCCACCACGCCCUAUUCGAAGGAGGAGGAGGAGAAGAUGGCCGCCAUACUGAGAGAGAGGAAGGAGAAGAAGGUGGCCAAGAAGAAGGCCUUACAGGAGGAGCAGGCGGCCAAGCUGAAGAAGAUAGAGGAAGAGAUGGCCAGGGAGAAAGAGAGGUUGAAGAAGGAAGAAGAGCAGAAGCUGAAAGAAGUGGAAGAGGAAGAGGAAGAAGAUGAAACGCCACUGCAAAGAAAGAGAGGGCAAUACAGUGGCAACAGAGAUGAGGAGAUGGAGAAACGGAUUUCAGAGUGGGUCGCCAACUUAUUCCUGGGCGAAGAAGAAGAGGUGGCAAUGUAUAUACCCAAGGAUGACCAGGAAGCCGCUAUGAGAGCUUGGGAAGCAGAAGGAGAUGUCAUAAAGUGGCAUGCGAUGGAAGAUGAGAAAAGGAUGGAGUGGAAACUGGCAGUGAUGAGGGAGAAGAAGAGAAGAGUGGACGCGACAGCGGAGGCGGCAGAAGAAUUAGAGGAGGUAAAAAAGAUAGAAGAGCAAUUAGCCGCCCAGACCAAACUCCCAAACCAAAUACGAGUCAUAGCCCGAAAUGUUGCACGCCUGGCACGAAUUCAGGCAGAGCAAUAUGACUUCAGUAGGAGCCAACACAUAGCUGUGCAUUCGAUACGGUUGGGAUUCCGGGACUUUGCUCGCGAGUUGGUAGGCGUUGUAGGGGCUGAGGUGGGCCAUCGCCUUGACAAAACUGAGCGGUUUUGCGCUGGCGCCAUUGAGGGCGUCAAGGCGGCAGCUCCCAAGGAGGAGGAGCCACGUCCACGUAGGGAGCCAGUCAAGGUCAAAUUCCCUGAUUCCUACAGUGGGAAGAGGGAAGAGAACUUUGACAACUGGGAGGCCAACGUCAAGACCUACGUGCAUCUGCAACAGGUCUCCCUGGAUCAGCAUGUCUUGAUUGCGAUCCACGCAAUGAGAGAUGAGGCCGCCAGUUUUGCAAGGUCCCUAGUGCGCGCCGCUAACUGCAAUGAUGAUGCAGUUGCCUAUUCGUCAGUCACCUCCCUCGCUGAGUUUAUGAAAUUGUUGCGCGAGCGAUUUGCAGAUGUUGCUCGCAAUGUCAAGGCCUCAGAUAAACUCCAGACAAUCCACGCCCGUAAGUGGAAGAGUGCCAGGGCACUCAAGAGCACGAUGGACAAAUUAGUAGUUGUCCAUGACCACGGGGUUACAGACACUCAGUUGGUCGCCCUCUUCUAUAGAGCAAUGCCCGAAGCAUUUCGCGGGCACUUCUUCGCGAAGAGCGAAGACCCUACCACCACUUAUGAUUCCCUUAGUCGUGAAGUGGUGGCCUUUGAGGCAAGAUCUGUGUCAGUCUCCACCUUCUGGCACAAAGAUUUGGACAAGGCUAUCCUCGCAGACAACCGUAUGAUGAUUGUAGAGGAUUACGUAGAGGGAGUCCAGGCGUAUUUCCGCCUAGAGAAGGAUGGGAAAGUGGAGAAGGUCCUCCACUCCCUAACUCUCCUCGUAGAAGACAGCCUCCCAUUCGAUAUUGUCCUGGGGAUGGAUUGGGGAGAGACAGUCGGGGCCACACUCCAUCUGAAGGAGCACGAGUGUAGACUCCCUAGCCCUUCAGGCGAAGCCAAGACUGCCCGCCUGUUUCAUGUGUCAGGAGUAGAGAAUUCCCUGGCGCAUUGCUGCCUGAGUGCACCUGCAUUUGCGAGACUAGUGAAAAGGGAGAAAUUGGAGGAACAGGUUUUUGUUGCCUAUGUUAGGCCAGUGACUGAGCCUACGGAAGAAAAGCCGAUGGACCCUGCGAUUGCCAAGCUGCUGGAAGAGUUCAAGGACCUAACUGAGCCGCCGAUAGGAGUGGUACCGCGGCCCAUCCAGCACCGCAUUGAGAUAGAGCCUGGCACUAGAACUCCUAAGGGCGCUGUGUAUAGGAUGUCCCCACGGGAGUUGGAGGAGCUUCGCAAGCAAUUAGAUGAGUUCCUCGAGAAGGGUUGGAUUAGGCCCAAUGAUAUCUUAGUGUUUAGCAAGACCCUCCAAGAACAUCAGGGUCAUCUCAGGCAAGUCUUGGAGAAGCUGAGGGAAGCUAACUUCAAGAUCAAUGCAAAGAAGUGCGAUUGGGCAAAGACCCAAGUUUUGUACCUAGGCCACGUCUUAGACGGAGACGGCGUUAAACCAGAAGAUUGUAAAAUCGCAGCGAUUAGAGAUUGGCCCACGCCGCGCACGCUGACAGAGUUGCGCUCGUUCUUGGGCUUAGCUAACUAUUACAGGAAGUUCGUGAGGAACUUCUCUACCAUCGCUGCUCCCCUUCGCAGAUUAUUGAGGAAGGAGACCAUCUGGAAGUGGGACAAGGACUAUACGUCUGCCAUGAAAAAAUUGAAGCAGGCAUUGAUAGAGUACCCGGUCCUUAAGGUAGCCGAUCCGUCCUUGCCUUUAAUCGUCACUACGGAUGCUAGUCAGUACGACAUAGGCGCGGUGUUGCAGCAAGACGAUGGCAAUGGUUAUAGACCCGUAGAGUUCAUGUCCACCAGAAUGCCUUCAGAGAAGGUCGCGAUAUCUACCUAUGAGAGGGAACUCUACGCUCUCAGGCAAGCCUUAGAACAUUGGAAGCACUACUUGCUUGGGAGGCACUUCAAAGUCUAUUCCGAUCAUGAGACAUUAAGAUGGUUAAAGACGCAGGCCAAGAUGACACCUAAGCUUACUAGGUGGGCCGCAGAGAUAGAUCAGUACGACUUUGAGCUCAAGCCAGUCAAGGGGAAGUAUAACGUAGUUGCGGAUGCUCUGAGUAGGAGAGCUGAUUACUUUGGGGCAAUAGUGCAUUACUUAGACAUAGGGAAGGACCUUCAGCAGAAGAUUAGAGAAGCCUAUGCACAGGACCCUGUCUACAGGGACCUCCUUAAGAAGGUCAAGGAGGCCCCAGAGACCGAGCCGAACUACCGCACUACUGAAGGGUUGCUUUUUGAGAAGGCUAAUGUAUUUAACCGCCUGUGCAUUCCCAGUAGUGAAGAGCUCUACUCCAACUGGGGCCUUCCAGAUGCAGCGCCCACCAAGGUGAUGAAGAUGACAUCCACCAUAGCCAGACCUUAUGGUGGAGCCUUCUCAGCUGGCAAAGUGCUUGGUGCACGAUUCGUGAUCUUAAGUGGGAGCAUUCGGUUUGAGACUGUGAGAAAUUACUUGGCAGAGUUGUACAGCCCUGUCCCAAAAGAUGAGCUAGCAGCCUUCCCUCUUCGAGUUAUCAUAAUGGCUCCAUUUAAGCCAUCGUUUGCUCUCAAGACCAUGCUGACACAGUACUCGGGUCUAGUUCAUUUCAUUGAAGGGAGCCCGUUGAAAGAGUCGGACCUGGACCGCGUGAGUGCAAAGGAAGCCACAGCUGUGUACUUGCUCGCCAACAAAUUUUCACAGGACUACUCCCUUGAAGAUUAUGGGCAGAUGGCCCGCGCAUUGUCUGUUCACCAGUAUUGCGGGCCCAGUGUACGGGUCCUCGUGGAACUGGUCAAUCCUGAGAACAGGGGCAAUCCAAUUUGGGAUGGCACUGGUGAAAAGAAUGUGGGAGCGAGAAGCAUAGAAACCAUCUGCCUCCAAGAACUGCGCUUCAAGCUGCUUGCUCGCAGCUGCUACGUGAAGGGCCUGUCUACCCUGCUUAGCAAUCUCUUCGCCUCUGCUAUAGAUUUUCACCCACCAAAGACGGGCACGGCGGAAGAAGAAUAUUAUCACGGCCUGACGCAAAGUAUAUACCCUGUCUUGCUGCCAGCGGCAUUUGUAGGGAAACCUUUUGAGAAGAUAGCAGAGCUUAUCUACACGGAGUUCUCCGCGCUUCUUGUGGGUCUCGACGUGACAGCGUCGCGGGAGGCACCUGAAGAGGGCGAUGCAGAACCGCUUCGCAUGUUUCCCAUGGGUGAGCUCAUCGGUGCGAAUGACGUCGGCCUAAUCAUCGCCGAGAGUCUGGCAUUGGUAAAGCAUGUGUCCACGUUCGGGUCCCAAACGUUUACGGACAGAAUCAGCUCAUGCUGCAUAGGGAGCGUUUCAGCGGAGGAGUUGUAUGUGCAUCUUUGUGCAAAGAUGGAUUACGAGGAUACCUGGCAGGGAGGCAACCUGAGUUCCCAGGGUGCCUUGGCGCUUGGCGAAGGAUCAAUGCGAGGGCGUGUUUUCAAAUUGGAUCCAAAGAAGUCAGACCCGAGCGGCUGGGAGAUAAAAAAUGACAUGCAGCAGAUGCGAGGAAGCAGCAGCAACUUGUCGGUGCGGGGGUACUGGAACGAGGAGGAGCCGGAUUGGUACCUAGAAAUAGACAGGAAAAACUACUCCUUGGAGGAAGUUACAGAGAAAUUGUUGACGUGGCCACCGGUGCUGGUCGGCGGCCGACCGUCUCCAGAAGUCAUUGCCGGUCAUAGGGAGAUCAUCGAGGAGGACUUGACGCAAAAGACGCUGAGUUUGGUGAGGUUGAGCGAGCGGCAUAUUCUGGUCUGCUGCGAAGGGCAGUGGCCUCACAACCUCUACUACUUCGUUGAGCAUUUACGGCUAGAGGGAUUCCCAACUCCUCCAAUCGUCAUUCUCUCUCCCGAAGAACCUGGGCCUGAGCAAUGGGGAUGCCUGGGAAUUUUCGAAGACGUAUACUAUGUCAAAGGAUCGGGAACUUGCGAGCUCGAUCUCAUGCGUGCGGGGCAUGGAGAAUGUGAGUGCGUGGUCGUUGUUGCGGAGGAUAUCCAAGGGACGUCGAGGCCAGGCGACGAUACCGAUCAGCAGCAAGCCUCAAGCCAGCUGUAUGCGAAUGACCUGACAAAUACCAUCAUCGCAUCCAAAGCCGAGAAGGGACUGGGAGGGAAAAAGGGGGUCGUCGUCGAGCUGCAGUAUAACCCCACUUUCCAGUACUUGAAACCUCUGUACCAAAUACACCCAGUCACUGUGAGAAAGAUGUCGAGCCGAAGAAACAGAGAUGGGUUGCAUCUCUUCCUCCCAUCUUAUGCCAUGGGCAAAGGAUUUGGAGCAAACAUGCUCGACUACCUCCUGGCUCCAUCCUUCACGAACAAGAAUACAGUACACAUAUUCCUCGCUUUUGUUCACGAGGCCCUGUCAUCGAUCGAGCGGCCUGAUGAGGAGAUGGGAUAUAAUCAAAACAGCGACAGUGACAAGAGCAGCGACGACAGGAGACCAACAACAAUGCCUGCAUGGGACUUAGUGCAUAGGCAACAGCAGCACGAGAACGAGGCUUCUGGAAGCGGCGAGGACAAUGCGGUUUGCAACGAGAUAAUCUGUGUGCUGGACAUCAUUCAUGUGCCCCCGGGCUGUGGAGGUUUGUCGUAUUUGCACCUAUUUAGGCAUCUGCUGCACUCGAGAGGUCUGUUGUCACUUGGAUUGUACAGAGCAGCAAAAGACCCAGACGGAACUUCGACAAAAUUUGGCGAUCCUUCAGGCUACGUUUUCACAAACCCCCCUCAUAAUGCAACCGUUUGCCCAUUAGACCUUGUUUACGUUUUCCGGAGGCGGCCGCGAAACAGAAACACUAGCAGCAGCACUUAGUUGCGUCACAAUCGCCCCUCUUUUUUUUUUCUUUUUUCUUUUUUUUUCCUCUGUUUUUCUCAACUUUCUCUUCUUGCUCCAUUUCCGUGGCCCUCUUUUUCUCUGUUUUUCUCAACUUUUCUUUUUUUUCAUUCUAAUUCCGUGGCCCUCGUUUUCUCUAUUUUUUCUCAACUUUCUCUUUUUUAUUCCGAUUCCGUGGCCCUCUUUUUCUCUGUCUUUCUCAACUUUCUCUUUUUGUUUCAAUUCCGUCCCGUAGACACUCUCGUAUACGAGUUGAAAUGAGGCAUUUUUAUCAAUACAUUUCCAUCGGACUCUUCUCCUAUCAUGAUCGAUACCCUGUUAUAUAUGUUCUUUUUAUUAAUCAAUUUUAGCGCGAGUA